AUGCUCCGCUCAACCACUAUCACCACCACCACCACCGCCACCUUCACACGACACCUCCGUCAUCACCAUCUCCGCCCCCUCACCCCAUCCCUCCUCUCACCCACCAACCUCACAACCCACAAUGGCAACCCCACCACCACCCCUCCCCCUCGUCGCUCCUUCACCACAACCCCCACCAUAGAACCCCUCCUCUCCACCACCACCUCUCUAAUCCUCACCUUACAAUCCACAACCUCCCUCCCCUGGCUCCUCACGAUCCCCUUAGUAGCCUUAACCGUCCGAACCUGCAUAACCCUCCCCUUCACACUCUACUCCCACAAACGCACCAUAAAACAACUCUCCUUAUCCCCCAUAAUCCACGCCUGGUCAUUCAUCUACCGUCGACAAGUCGCGAAGGAAGUCUACCCACCUACUACCAGUAGUAAUAGUACAAUACCAAAAGAAUUAAUAGGAAAGAAAAUAUUCAACACACCAGAGAAAUGGACGAAAGAAGUAUUAAAGAGAACGAAAAAUAAAAGGGUGGAGUUAUACAAACAGUUUGGAUGUCAGUAUUGGAAGGGGUUUGUGGGGUUGAUACAGAUUCCGGUGUGGGUUUUGGCUUCUGUAAGCGUUAGGAGGGUUACGGGGGUGAAUGGGUGGGAUGCUCCGAUUGAUAUUUCGAAAAGAGCGAGGGAGAUGAAUUCUUCUUCUGGUUUAGAAUCUGAGGUAGUGAUGGAGGAGGGUGUAUCUACUACAUCGUCAUCAUCACCACUGGUAUCGAUACCAGAGAAUGGAACACCAGGACUCGAUGAAAUAACAGCAAAAGUCAGGGAGGAAAUGCAAACAGGAGGAAUAGACGGAUGGUUUGUGGAUUUAUUACAGCCGGAUCCGUAUAUGAUCCUUCCCAUUAUAUUCUCCCUAACCCUGUUUACAAACGUUAUGUCCGCAACAGCAAGAGCUACUAAGGAACCUACAGGUUGGAGAAAAGGUUUGAGAAAUGCCUUGAUGGGGAUAAGUCUUGCUGCUUUCCCAUUGACGAUUGGAUCACCGGCCGUGCUGCUGUUGUAUUGGAUCACAUCGGGUACCUACUCAUUAAUACAGAAUACGGUAUUACAUACGGUACUACCGCCACCCAAGAGUGUAGCUCCAGUCGGGGAGAAGGUACCUAGUUGGUUAAAGAAGGACAAAACAGAAGAAUAUAAGUAA
Messenger RNA from Orbilia oligospora ATCC 24927, 1185 nucleotides. RefSeq lists its product as uncharacterized. Gene Ontology annotation, molecular function: membrane insertase activity. Gene Ontology annotation, biological process: mitochondrial respiratory chain complex IV assembly; protein insertion into mitochondrial inner membrane from matrix. Lineage: Eukaryota; Fungi; Ascomycota; Orbiliomycetes; Orbiliales; Orbiliaceae. The coding region runs from base 1 to 1185 and encodes 394 amino acids. The record is from RefSeq and is a predicted model, not a curated record. Gene Ontology annotation, cellular component: mitochondrial inner membrane. The transcript has 2 exons.